This is a messenger RNA of Penicillium atrosanguineum, 663 nucleotides long. RefSeq lists its product as uncharacterized. Lineage: Eukaryota; Fungi; Ascomycota; Eurotiomycetes; Eurotiales; Aspergillaceae. The transcript has a single exon. Bases 1 to 663 code for a protein of 220 amino acids. The record is from RefSeq and is a predicted model, not a curated record.
AUGCAAAUCCUGACCCAACUCUCUCGGGCCCUUGCUGGCCUCCAGCCCCUCUCUUCGACUCCCUCCAGCUGCUCUGCAAGCCAGGAUGCGGUUUCCAGGGCCGUCGCUAUUGUCGAUAUCACCCAAACUAUGUCGCUCUUUGCAGUACUUCUCGACAACCAUGCCUACGCAGACCUUGGCCGCGUCUUCACCUUGAACGCCACGGCCGAUUUCAACGCGACCGGGAUCCCCGUCUGUGAGGGGCUGCCUGCUAUUAUCGAGCGUCUCGAGGAUCUGCGCGAUGCCCCCAGCAUGAUGGCCAUUUCCACACAUUUUGUCGAAGUGCAGUUGCCCGUAGCAGCGCGUGCGACCACUUACGUCACCGGUAAUAUGUUUACGCCGGGCUGGACGGAGCCGAGUUUCACUGAAUAUGGAAAGUAUGGAAGCCAUCAUCCUCGGGAAGGAAAAGUCUUGGGGUCAUUAAUGCAAUUCAUUUAUAGAUACAUUACCGAUUUUGUUCUGACAGAGGCCGGGUGGCGAGUAGACUCCUUGGUCGCUGUAGGAUGGGCAAGUCACCUCGAAACGGUUGAACCUUUCAAUUCUUGUGCUAACAUUGAGAAGGCUGUUUUUGAUCGGUGGGAAUCUCGACCAGAAUAUGCUAGCAAGGUCAAAAGUGAGCUGUAG